Molecule: messenger RNA, 684 nt
Organism: Bradysia coprophila
Lineage: Eukaryota; Metazoa; Arthropoda; Insecta; Diptera; Sciaridae
Gene: NC2beta
Product: negative cofactor 2beta
Biological process (GO): RNA polymerase II preinitiation complex assembly; negative regulation of transcription by RNA polymerase II
Cellular component (GO): negative cofactor 2 complex
Molecular function (GO): RNA polymerase II general transcription initiation factor activity; TBP-class protein binding; protein heterodimerization activity
Source: RefSeq, a predicted model, not a curated record
UCAUAAUAAUGAGAUGAUACAGCGAUCAAAGUGUCAGUGUCCUCUGAAAACAAUUUGUUGAUUACAAUAACACUUCUACAAAUUCCGUUAGCCGAUAUAAUUUAGUGAGAAAUAUGUCACACGACGAACUGUGUCCACCAGCAGAUGAUGAUGAUUUAACAUUACCCCGCGCCAGCAUCAAUAAAAUGAUAAAAGAACUGGUUCCUACGAUACGAGUCGCCAACGACAGCCGAGAAUUGAUACUGAAUUGUUGCACCGAAUUUAUUCAUUUGAUCAGCUCCGAAGCGAACGAGGUAUGCAACCAACGAAACAAGAAGACAAUCAAUGCAGAACACGUACUAGAAGCUUUGGAUCGAUUGGGUUUCAAGGACUACAAAAAUGAUGCUGAAGCCGUGUUGAACGAUUGCAAAGCGGUUGCAGCUAAGCGCCGUCGACAAAGUACGAGAUUGGAAAACUUAGGCAUACCCGAAGAAGAAUUACUACGCCAGCAACAGGAACUGUUUGCGAAGGCUAGAGAGGAACAAGCGGCAAUGGAACAGGCACAAUGGAUGAUGGCAGCCGUGCAAGAGUCAACUGAAGCGAUGCACAAACAGAUGAAAUCUCAAGUGGAAGAAGACAGCGAUGAUGAUGACUAUUGAAGGCGGUGCAGGAGGAUUAAUAAACUGAUUGUUGACGGCAAAUGAA